This is a messenger RNA of Piliocolobus tephrosceles (Ugandan red Colobus), 2745 nucleotides long. It is a transcript of the gene ZNF880, whose product is annotated as zinc finger protein 880. Gene Ontology annotation, molecular function: RNA polymerase II cis-regulatory region sequence-specific DNA binding; DNA-binding transcription factor activity, RNA polymerase II-specific. Gene Ontology annotation, cellular component: PcG protein complex; transcription regulator complex; chromatin. The coding region runs from base 49 to 2274 and encodes 741 amino acids. The transcript is spliced from 4 exons. The record is from RefSeq and is a predicted model, not a curated record. Gene Ontology annotation, biological process: regulation of transcription by RNA polymerase II. NCBI's taxonomy places the organism in Eukaryota, Metazoa, Chordata, Mammalia, Primates, Cercopithecidae.
AGCCGCCCGUGCGGCGGCCCGACCUCGGCUCACUGUAGCCUCCGCCACAUGGGCUCCAAGAGAGCCUCCUGCCUCAGCAUCCGGGUAUCUAGGACGACAUGCGAGCGCCCCUACGGCCGUUUUAAAAUUAAUUUUAAUAGCAGGAAUUUUCGUGGAUCUAAUCAUCAACAGACUUUCCCUCUGCGGUGGCACCGUUUCAAGAUAGCUGAGCUGCUUCAGUCACUACCGCAGGACUCGCCUCCAAAACGACAGGAGCUAGGAGAUAGGCGGAGGGAAGCGCACGCCCCGCCCAAUUCCUCCCCGGCCUGGCCUCUCAGCUGCGCGCGCAUUUCCUGGAGACCCGGAAGCAGAUUACGUGGAGUGAGAGUCAUGCUGCGGCGUGGACACUUGACAUUCAGGGAUGUGGCCAUAGAAUUCUCUCAGGAGGAGUGGAGAUGCCUGGACCCUGCUCAGAGGACUUUAUACAGGGAAGUGAUGUUGGAGAACUACAGGAACCUGGUCUUCCUGGGAAUCUGUCUUCCUGACCUCAGUAUUAUCUCCAUGUUGGAGCAAAGGAGAGAUCCCCGGAAUCUGCAGAGUGAAGUGAAAAUAGCAAAUAAUCCAGAUGGCAGGGAAUGCAUCAAAGGUGUGAACACAGAGAGCAGCUCAAAAUUGGGAAGCAAUACAGAAAACAAAUCUCUUAAAAAUCAACUUGGAUUAACCUUUCAGUUACAUCUGAGUGAACUGCAGGUAUUUCAAGCUGAAAGGAAUAUUUCUGGAUGGAAACCUGUCGAAAAACCUAUCAACAACAAUUCCUUAGUUUCACCACUUCAAAAAAUUUAUUCUACUGUCAAAUCUCACAUUUUAAAUAAAUAUAGAAAUGAUUUUGAUGAUUCUCCGUUUCUCCCACAAGAACAAAAAGCACUAAUUAGCGGAAAGCCUUGUGAAUGUAAUGAGCACAGCAAAGUCUUUAGUGUGUCUUCAAGCCUUGCUAACCAUCAAGUAAUCCACACUGCAGAUAACCCUUACAAAUGUAAUGAAUGUGACAAGGUCUUUAGUAACAGUUCCAACCUUGUACAGCAUCAAAGAAUUCAUACUGGUGAGAAGCCUUACAAGUGUCAUGAAUGUGGCAAGCUCUUCAAUCGAAUUUCACUCCUUGCACGACAUCAGAGAAUCCAUACUGGAGAGAAACCUUACAAAUGUAAUGAGUGUGGCAAAGUCUUCACUCAAAAUUCUCACCUUGCAAAUCAUCACAGAAUCCACACUGGAGAGAAACCUUACAAAUGUAAUGAGUGUGGCAAGGUCUUCAAUAGAAAUGCACACCUUGCACGACAUCAGAAAAUUCAUAGUGGAGAGAAACCUUACAAAUGUAAGGAGUGUGGCAAAGCAUUUUCAGGGGGUUCAGGCCUUACUGCUCAUCUUGUAAUUCACACUGGAGAGAAACUUUACAAAUGUAAUAAAUGUGGCAAGGUCUUCAGUCGAAACGCACACCUUACCAGACAUCAAAGAAUCCAUACUGGAGAGAAACCUUAUGAGUGUAAAGAAUGUGGCAAAGUCUUCAGGCACAAGUUUUGUCUAACCAAUCAUCAGAGAACACACACAGGAGAGCAGCCUUACAAAUGUAAUGAAUGUGGCAGAGUCUUCAGUUACAAUUCACACCUUGCACAACAUCAGAGAAUACACACUGGAGAGAAACCUUACAAAUGCCGUGACUGUGGCAAGGUAUUUAGUCGACUUUCAUGCCUUACACGACAUCAAAGAGUUCAUACUGGAGAGAAGCCUUACAAAUGUCAUGAAUGUGGCAAAGCAUUUAGAGACUGUUCAGGCCUUACUGCCCAUCUACUAAUUCAUACUGGAGAGAAACCUUACAAAUGUGAAGAAUGUGCCAAGGUCUUCAGGCAUAGAUUAUCCCUAAGCAAUCAUCAGAGAUUUCAUACUGGAGAGAAACCUUACAGAUGUCAUGAGUGUGGCAAGGACUUCACUCGAAAUUCAAACCUUGCAAAUCAUCACAGAAUCCAUACUGGAGAGAAACCUUACAAAUGUAGUGAAUGUGGCAAAGUCUUUGGUCACAAUUCACACCUUGCACGACACAGGCAAAUUCAUACCGGAGAGAAGCCUUACAAAUGCAAUGAAUGUGGCAAGGUCUUCAGCCACAAGUUAUACCUAACAAAACAUGAGAGAAUUCAUACUAGAGAGAAACCCUACCGAUGUCAUGAAUGUGGUGAGGACUUCACUCGAAAUUCAAACCUUGCAGAUCAUCACAGAAUCCAUACUGGAGAGAAGCCGUACAGAUGAAAUGUGUGUGGUAGGAUCUUUAGUAAUAAUUGAUACCUUGCACAGCAUGAGAGAAUUCAUACAUGAGAGAGUUCUUACAAACCGAGUAUGGCAAACUCUUCAUCCUGAGAUCUAGCAUUAAUCAACCUCAGAGAUUCCAUACUAAAGAGAAAUCAUAGCAAUGUAUGUGACACAGGUCACUUGAGGCCUGCCAAAUGACUAGAUAUCAAAAUAUACAUCUUGGAUGAAGCCACACAGAUGGAUUGUGUGUGCUGAGGCUAUUAUUCAAGGACCAUUACUAUGGAACAUAAGAUUUACACAAGCGGUAACUUAGGCUCUAGUUCUCCAAUAUUUAUAUCGCAUGCUGCAGAAAAAUCACAGCUCCAAAUAUGUUGAAUCUCAUGAUGUGAUGUAUGUCAAAGGUCCAAGGGCAUGUGGAAAUGGUGAGUUAUAUUCAGGCAAUUAAAAAACAUAAUCAUAUGGGGUUUUUUG